Pochonia chlamydosporia 170 is the source of this 417-nucleotide messenger RNA. RefSeq lists its product as hypothetical. Bases 1 to 417 code for a protein of 138 amino acids. The record is from RefSeq and is a predicted model, not a curated record. The transcript has 3 exons. NCBI's taxonomy places the organism in Eukaryota, Fungi, Ascomycota, Sordariomycetes, Hypocreales, Clavicipitaceae.
AUGGAAACGUCUCUACCGCCGUCGAUCACGACUUCAGAGCCAAUGAGAGAUCUGCAGCUGGAAGUGAAUCUUUCAGCAAUAAUCCUCAAUGACAUAUACACCAUUAGGAAAGAGAUGAAAGAUGGUUCACUGGCGAACCUUAUUCCUACCAAAUUAGGCGCUGCCAACAAGAAAGAUCUAAAUGCUGCCGUUGAAGUCGUCUGCGAUCUCCGGAGAUCUGUUGAGGCAAUGAAAACCGCAUCAGCAAAACCUGAUAACUUAUCGGCCUACAACAAGCGUUUCAAUGACGAUGUUAAGACGUGGACUAAGUCUGUUGGCAUGAUGCUAAUCGGUAUCUUGGAAUACCAUCUGUCAUCAGCCAGAUAUGGGAUGAAGCCAUAUACACAGGAGGAUACCAGUAUUGACUUCACUCUGUAG